Messenger RNA from Botrytis deweyae, 1083 nucleotides. RefSeq lists its product as uncharacterized. The record is from RefSeq and is a predicted model, not a curated record. NCBI's taxonomy places the organism in Eukaryota, Fungi, Ascomycota, Leotiomycetes, Helotiales, Sclerotiniaceae. Bases 1 to 1083 code for a protein of 360 amino acids. Gene Ontology annotation, molecular function: oxidoreductase activity, acting on the CH-CH group of donors, NAD or NADP as acceptor. The transcript has 4 exons.
AUGGACGGUCAAAAGAUCAAACGCUCAAAGAACAUAAUGGCUCAAUCAACAUAUCAAUCAGUGGUUUUAGCAAAGCGUCCUACUGGACAAAUCGUUCCAGGAGAGACUUUCGAGAAGAAGGAGAAUCCAAUGGUAACGGAGGCAGAUCUCAAGGAUGAUCAAGUCUUGGUUGAAGUGUUAUAUCUUUCAUUGGAUCCGGCCAUGAGAGGUUGGUUAAACGACAGAAGAUCAUAUGUUCCACCUGUACAAAUUGGUGAGGUCAUGCGUGGUGUUUCCAUUGGAAAGGUUAUCGCCAGCAAAUCAUCGAAAUUCAAUGUCGGUGACUACGCAUCCGGCAUUACAGGAUGGAAAGAAGUAGCUAUCAUGGCUUCCAAAGACCUUACACCUAUUGAUCUUCCACCCAACGGCAAGCUCACCGAUGCCCUUGGUGUUCUCGGAAUGACUGGUCUUACCGCCUACUUCGGAAUUCUCGAAGUUGGAAAAAUCAAGGCUGGAGAUUUCGUUGUAGUAUCUGGUGCCGCUGGUGCUACUGGAAGUGUUGUUUGUCAAAUUGCUAAGCUUAAGGGAGCCAAGGUUUUGGGUCUUGCUGGAAGUGAUGACAAAGUACAAUGGUUGAAGGAAUUGGGUUGUGAUGAUGCUUUGAACUAUAAGGAUAAGGAUUUCCCAUCUAAGUUCAAGGCUUCUACACCAAACUUCAUUGAUGUAUUCUUUGACAAUGUCGGAGGAGAGAUUUUGGAGCUUGCUCUCAGCAGAGCUAAGCCAUUCUCAACUUUCGUUAUGUGUGGUGCUAUCAGUCAAUAUAACUCUGAUACUCCAGUUGGACCAAAGAACUUCUCAAUGAUCAUCGCAAUGAGAAUUCGUCUUCAAGGUUUCAUCGUCUUCGAUUAUGCAUCCAAGUAUGCUGAAGCCCGUAAAGAGAUGUCUCAAUGGUUGGCAGAAGGCAAACUCCAAAGAAAGGAGACUAUUAUCAAGGGUGGACUUGGUGUUGCCGAAAAGGCUUUAAUGGAGUUGUAUCAAGGUGUUAAUACUGGUAAAUUAUUGGUCGAGAUUAAGGAAGAUAGUUCUAUUGGUUCCCGUUUGUAA